AUGAAGAUAAAGCUCAUCAUUAUUUUUGCUUUGAGCACAGCAGCAGUCGAAGUCGACUCAUGUUCUUGUCUACCAUUUAACACAUUGGAAGAAAUAUACUGUUUUUCGGAUUUUGUUUCGCAUUUGAAGGUUACUUCUAAACAUGAUCCAAACCCGAAAGAGGGACCUCGUUAUUUUCAAGUCACUUACGAUGUAGAACAUAUCCAUAUCUAUAAGAAUGCGUCAUAUAUCAAGGAAAUACCAAAAAAGAUCAUAACAGCAGGUCAUGAAAGCACAUGCGGAGUGUCUCUUACCGAGGGCGGCGAGUAUCUAGUUGGAGCCUCCGUGGGAAAUGGCUAUAUUUAUGCCUCCAGCUGCGGCCUUUCUUGGCCUUGGGCGUAUGUUUCAUCACAAGACAAGAUAGCCCUGAGCAAAUACAAUUGUUCGACUGUGUAA
Cylicocyclus nassatus is the source of this 435-nucleotide messenger RNA. Lineage: Eukaryota; Metazoa; Nematoda; Chromadorea; Rhabditida; Strongylidae. The record is from the annotation of a GenBank genome assembly.